Messenger RNA from Lates calcarifer (barramundi perch), 7398 nucleotides. It is a transcript of the gene lpp, whose product is annotated as LIM domain containing preferred translocation partner in lipoma. Gene Ontology annotation, biological process: cell-cell adhesion. The record is from RefSeq and is a predicted model, not a curated record. The transcript is spliced from 12 exons. Gene Ontology annotation, cellular component: focal adhesion; stress fiber. Lineage: Eukaryota; Metazoa; Chordata; Actinopteri; Centropomidae. The coding region runs from base 578 to 2287 and encodes 569 amino acids.
UGUUCGGCCUUGUUGGGCUGUGAUAUGAAUUUUACUGUAGCUCGGACGGAGUUCACAAUGAGGGCGUGGACUCAACACGAUAGCCUUGGCUGGUGCUAAAGUUACAUGAGGAUACUAACAAAGCUAACUUGUCGCUAGCUAGAGCUGAGCUAAGCUCAGUCAUGCAUUGAUAAUAUAGGACAUUGUGAACGUCAGGUUUUUGCCAAACGGGACUAUGGGCGUCUCUGGUGAUUCUGUUUUUAGCCAAGUGGUCUGCUGCUGAGCAAUGCGGAAGACAUACUGUCACCGGAGAAACAUGAGAAGCCCCUGCCUGCAGAGAAAUAAGUCGCAGAUUUUUUUCUUAAGCAGUCCCACAAGCGCCGAAUUUAUCAAAGUGUCCGGUUCCAGGAGUAGUUGGCAGCUCAGUGACUAUUUGCUAGUUUUGGCGUUUAAGAAAAUACCCCCAUACCAUUACAAUUUCAACAUACAGUAAAGGGCAUCGCUGUAACAACUUUCCAGAAAUCCCAUACGUCUAGAGAGGAGAAAAGGUGUCUGAUCCUGUAGUCCCCACCAUCACUUAGUGUUAACAUUUGGAACCAUGUGGAACCCAGCGAACAGUAACGACCAGACGGGACAAGUGGCUGCCAGGAUGGAGACUACACCGUCUUUGGGUAGUGCGAGCAUCUCCAUCUCCCAGCAGCAGGCGCCCAAGAAAUUUGCCCCUAUGGUUGCACCCAAGCCCAAGUUCAACCCUUACAAACAGAUGGGAGACCCCGCCCACUCUGACCCUGCAGACUACCCUCCCCCUCCACCACCUGCCGAAGAGUCAACCGGUUUCUCAUCUUCCCCUGGUUCCUUCCCCCCUCCACCACUGAACUCAUACGACUAUCAGAUGAAAGGACCAGAGAAGACGCUGGAGGAGAGACGCUCCAGUCUGGAUGCUGAGAUCGACUCCCUCACCAGCAUCCUGGCAGACCUGGAGAGCAGCUCGCCCUACAAGCCACGGAGCACACAGAACUCUGGAUCCUCAGCAGCCUCCACUCCUAAUGCUCCAGUAACUGGUUACAAGCGUAUGGUCAUUCCAACUCAGCCACCUCUGACUGCCACUAAGAAGUCUACACCCAAACCUCAGGCUCCUGGGGGAGUCUCCUCUAUCCCCCCUUCCUCUGCCAGCCCAGCGGCCAAGCCUCAGAGCCACAUGACUCCUCAGCCUGUCCCAGCUUCCUACGCUACAGCCUCAACCCCAAGCCAGCCCACCUUCAACGUCCAGGUGAGGUCGGCCCAGCCCGGCCCCCAGCAUCAAGCCCCAGCAGGGCACCAUUUUGGCCAGCAGCCCAUUCGCAGCCCUGCACAGGUGCAGUACAUGCCUGCUCAGCCCAAAGGUCCCGACUUUGCCUAUGGACCGCCACAGCCUGGCUUCUCUUCGAUGGCUCAGGGUGUGUAUCAGGAGCAACACCAUCCAGGAGUACCUCAAGUAGGUGGGUUAAGCUCCAGGAGACUUGACCCUGCCCCUACUCAAGUAUACCAACCUGCCGGCCCCAAGAAGACCUACAUUACAGAUGUACCACCAAGCUUGGCUUCCUACACCUCUGGACCAACUGUCCCACCAAAGGGCAGUGCUCCUAUGGCCCACCCUGAAGAUGAACUAGAGCGUCUGACCAAGAAGAUGCUGUUUGACAUGGACAACCCUCCAUCUGAGGAAUAUUUUGGGCGUUGUGCCAGCUGUGGAGAGAAUGUAGUGGGUGAAGGCACCGGCUGCACUGCCAUGGACCAGGUCUUCCAUGUCGACUGCUUCGUCUGCAUGACCUGCAGCACCAAGCUGCGUGGCAAACCCUUCUACGCUGUGGAGAAGAAGGCGUACUGCGAGCCUUGCUACAUUAACACCCUUGAGACCUGCACCAUCUGCAGUAAGCCCAUCAUGGAGCGCAUCCUGCGAGCCACAGGGAAAGCCUACCAUCCUCACUGCUUCACCUGUGUGGUGUGCCACCGCAGCCUGGAUGGCAUCCCUUUCACCGUGGAUGCUUCCAACCACAUCCACUGCAUCGAGGACUUUCACAAGAAGUUUGCUCCACGCUGCUGUGUGUGCUCUGAGCCUAUAAUGCCAGCGCCGGGCCAAGAGGAGACUGUCCGCAUUGUGGCCCUGGACCGUGACUUCCAUGUGCAGUGUUACCGUUGUGAGGACUGUGGCUCUCUGCUCUCAGAGGGGGAUAACCAGGGCUGCUACCCUCUGGACGGACACGUCCUCUGCAAAAACUGUAACACCAGCCGCAUCCAGGCCCUCACCGCCAAGGCCACCACUGACCUCUGAACAGCCCACUGCCCGGUCACCUCCACUGUGAUAACCCAGUGCUCUCUCUCUCUCUCUCUCUCUCUCUCUCUCUCUCUCUCACUCUCUCUCUCUCUCUCUCACUCACUCUCUCUCACUCUCACUCGCUCUCUCUCUCUCUCUCCCUCUCUCUAGCUCUCUCUCUCUCUCUCUCCCUCUCCCUCUUUCAUUCUCUCUCUCACAGACAUACCCAUCCACAGACGCUUGCAUUCCUCAGCGUUCACAUAUAUAUCCGUCUAUAUAUAUUCACCUUCAGUAAGCAAUAGCAUCACACAUUCACCUGCAUAUAUUAUCUAUUGACUCGGUACAAUCACAGCAGAAAAGAUUGUGUUUUUAACUGUGUUUUUGUUCAAGGACUAGUUUGACAUUUUGGGAAAUAUGUUUACACACUGCCUUGCUGAGAGUCAGAUGUUCAGUCUUCCCAUCCAACUCUCAAAGCAAAAGCAAAUAAGCAUUUUCCCACAAUGUCAAACUAUUGCUUAAAAUCACUCCAAAUCCAUCAGUAUACAUCAUCACUCAGUGUUAUUGUCUCAUAUCAUAAUUAUCUCCACCCUGUAUCUUUCAGCCAUGGUGCACAUCCAUGCGUGUAUGCAUGCAAGCCCAAAUUUUCCUUGCAGACUGGCUCUUGUGAUCUAAAAUGGAGUCUGACUCCAGCAGAACAUGCUAAAUAUUUGACACAUCUGCCCUGCAGGUGAAGACGUCGUGGAUGGAUGUGGAUGGAUGUGUUUAGGACCGUAGCUUUAGCAAUAUUUAGAAAAACCGUGAGCGUACAAUAAAUCGUUUAGAACAUUUUCAGUUCAUUCUUUAAUCUUUACUACAGUGCAAAUCCACUGACAGUACACAAAGAGGGAUACAAUUACACACUGAAGCUUAUUAUUACAAAACAGUUCUGUUUUGUAAUAGUUCUGUUUUGAACACCAAAGAAUUGAAUUUAAACUGCCAUAUUUCCUGUGUACUGAUUUUGUAUGCAACUAUUACCUUCAGUGUGUUGAUUGGGACCACAGGAAUCACAGGACCACAUAACAGUCAUUUUCAGUGUCAAGAACUAAUUUUGCAAUAGACAGCUGUUGAAUGCAAUUCCCCUUUUUGACACAAUAAAUUUUUUUGUAAUAUCCUAUAGAAUUUGCUUUGAUGUAUAUCAUUAGAUUAUUUUCUGUUAGCCUGAACAGUACAAUCAUGACAUUACAUUCAUAUAAAUAUGACCUUAUAUUUGAGUUUAAUUCUUAAAAUUUUUGAGCAGAUGGAAAUCCUUAUUUACCGUUAAAUCAGUGAUUGUACUGUGAGCAGUCUGGCAGGGAUGACAAAUAUGACAUGGCUAUGCAAUUUUUAAUGUUAAUUGCAUUGACACUUUACAAGAAAUUUUAUGAAUAAGGAAAUAUUUUACCUGUACAGAUUCAAGCAUAAGUGUCCUUAUAGUAAUCCUUUAAUCAAAACUAUGCUGUUGGUACUAUGUGACUUUGUGUGUCACUGUGCUAUAUGUCAGUAUUGAUUGUUCCACUGACACUCGUCUUUUAUAUUUAGUGUUGGGUUGUUGUUUUUUUUUUUGACGGCGAAGAAGGGACCUUGAGAGUUUCCCAAACACAACUGAUUUUUUUAAUUUUUUCCAUUAAGGGUGACGGACCAGUAGUUUCACUGAUUGAUUUUAUAGUUACUCCAAUAUAAUUACUGCAGCAGGAAGACAUUUGAUAAUGGUGAGUUAAAUGUACUCUGUGGAGUUUUUGACCAUUAAGUAGCACAGUGCAACAAUGUUUAUAUGAGCUCGUUCCUUUUUUGUUUGAAUCUUGUCAUCCAUGGUACCUUUGCGUACCAGUGUAAGAAAGUGAUCUGUAGCAAAAUGACUACAAAGAGACACAAAACAACAACAAAAUUCAACAAGAACAACUACAAAGAGACAAAAAAAUUAUUUCAAAGAGGAGCAAAAUGACCUCAAGAGAUACGCAAAACAAGUACAGAGCAAUAUGAAAUAACUAAAAAUCACAACUACAAAAUUAAAGAAACAACUACAAAGAGACACAAAAUGAUCACAAAGACACACAAAACAACAACAAAAUUCAACCAGAACAACUACAAAGAGACAAAAAAAUUAUUACAAAGAGACACAAAAUGACCACAAAGACACACAAAACAACAACAAAUCUUAAACAAAACAACCACAAAAUGAAUAACAACUGCAAAUAGAUGUAAAAUGACUUAUAAAGAGGUUUUGUGCCUCUUUCAGUAUAUGAGAGGGAGGUGGGGAUCCUUUAAAAUGACGAAGGGUCCAUUGUUCAUAACUACAGUUAUCACCGAGCAUGUUGGUGAUGAGAUACACAUUUUUUGCAACUGGUGGUUGAUUCCACUGAUUGACCAAUGGCGCCAGUGAUAAAGAAGUGUGGCGAUUCACCUGUAAAAGCCAUGAACAACUACACACUUGUGAAAUGGAUGUAAACAUUGCUCAAUAUAGAACAUUCAAACAAUUUUGUGAAUUCAAAAUGUUUUAUGAAAAUGGAAAUGACUUCAACAUGUUUGUUGGACCUCAAGUAUACACAUGAUGCAUUUUGGUGAGAAACAGUGACUGUAAACAUAACUUAAACUUGUUAACAAGAAAACUCCACAGGGUAACUUUAAACAACAAAGCCAAUGUAAUUCAUAAGUACUGGUUUGCUAAUUCAUUAUUUGGAUUGGUUUUCAGUCAACCACAUCAUAUUUCCCAAGCCCCAAUCACAGAUGUCUUGUGCAUGUGGAUUUAUAUGUUAUUAACAUUAUAAUUAUACUUUUCAGAGGAUUCUCGUUACUUUUUCUUGCUGUUUUCCUCACUCAUUAAGUAGUUUUGUCUAGUGCCAUUUGGAUAUGAGAAAGUGACAAACAAACAAAAGAAAAUCCAUAUAUAUUGUAUCUCUUGUAAUCAGCAUCUGGUUACGGCAGACUUGGAUCAAUUUGACUGUAGCAAUGUUUUCACCAGGGUAACACAUUGUAAAUAACUGUGCUAAUAAGGUCAUUAAUAAAUCAACAGUGACUGGUAAUUUCACAGUAAUCAGGCCUUUGCUACCACAUGUUGUCUGCAUAAAAAGAGGGAAAACUAUGGACCAUUUAAAAUAUAAAGGAGUAUUUAACGUUCCCUAAAAACAGUAAAAACUGUGUUGGAGCUGAAGGUGAGAGGGUGGCACAGUGGUUGGAAACUUUAUUUGGUUAGCAGACAUAUGUACAGACAGAACCAGCCUUACAUGCCUCGAGCAGGAAGCUAGUGAAGGCUGGUCGACGAGAAGGUUAGGCAACCUAAACUCUAUAUCCUGAGGAAUUUUUUCAUCAAUAUUCGAAGUGCACAUUUAGCCAGAUCCAAGUUCAUCGGUCACAUCGAAAUCCAAAAGACAACAAGACUUUUACAGCUUAAGAAAAUCAUAUCAGAUGAGUGCAAUGCCUGGGAAAGAAAUUGUAAUGUGUCUCAAAGACAUGUUAGUGUAUAAACAGUGUCAAAAACGCAAGCUAGCUAGACUAUUUAUAGCCAUCUUGAGCAUCCUUUAUAGUUUUAGUAUUAAUCUAAGUCUGUGUUUCUUUCCUCUACUUUGAAAAGAUACAUUCCCAAAAACAAUAUUAUGUUCAUACUUAUAAUACCAUAUGACGCUUGACUGUUAGACAUCCGAUUACCAUUGGUUGUUAGGCAACAGAGGACAAAAAAUACACACUGCAUAUAUCACUAUGUCACUUGUGUUGCUAGGUUUCAACUCACAGAGAUGUUGCUGGGGAUCCUAAGUCACCAUCUCAUGCUGGCAGUCUGUUAAAGGUCGAUAGAGAGCCCUCUGACCCGCUCGGACAAUUAGAGAGCAGUGUUAAAUAUGUGAGUAGAGUUUUACAUCUGGUGAUGAAAACACAAAUGAAUCAAGAGAGAGAGAACAAUCUUUCAUCCCUGUUUUCAAUGAACAAAAAAAAGUAAAGCGAUGCCAGAAAUGUUUACAGCAUAUGGUCAAACCUUGUGCAUGUUUGAGAAGAAAUGCCGGUAUUAUAUGCCAGAAGCCGUGUUAUUGUGUUAUAACUUUUAAGAUCUUUUACCAUCACACAGGAUUUGAGAUAAUUUAAAGUUACACUAAUUAAUAUUUUCAUAUUAACAAUGGAUUAAAUAACUAAGUGUAAUGUGAAAAGUGUCGCUCCUGGUGAUGAUUCCACAAUUUCACUAAACAUCUUUCAGCUUAUUGUUUUUACUUUGUGCACCUUAACUGUUUUGGUUCACACGAACCAAUAGAAUUAUUCUUGUUUUCACUCACAGAGCUGCAGUAGCUAUGGUUCCCCAUGCCAACAGUACAAGAUGACAAUAUGUCAGUAUUGCGUUCCCAGCUUGUUGCAGGUUAAAGGCAGAUAUUUUAACACAGAUUAGAUGGCAAGCACCUUUUAAAUUAAGAGCGCCAAGCUGCACAGUACACGGUAAAGAAAUUCUAUAAAACCUGAUGAAUGUCUUUUGCAGAUAUUUUGUUCAGUAUUUUAUUACUGGCUUAUUAGCACAUUUUUUCACAACACGUACCCUGGCCUGGUCCAUCAGUACAGAGUUUAAUCUCUGCUGUAAGUUGUGCCAUUAAAGCUGUGUCUCCUGAUCGUGGUAUUCAUAUGGACAGUCAGUGAACACAUCACACAUCUUUGUGGGAGCCAUUCUGACGUGAAUCUUCUCAAAAAAGUUUGAUGCUACAAGUAUAAAGAAAAGACCAUUUAAUGAUUUUUUAAAAAUGUUUUCAGUGUAUUUGUGUUGUCUACUGUCUUUGUUCUGCCCAUGUUUGUUAAAGUGCCUUUGGCUGAACAGUAUUGAAUCACUAUACUGUUGCUGUGUGUUACAUAUUUUGCCGUGCCUCGCUCAAAGGUUUUGCCUUGUUUACUUGUCUUUGCCAAAGUAAAUAAACAGGAUCCCUUUUUUUGGGCCAACUCUAAAUCCAUACAAUAGCUGUUUCCAUCAUGUAUGGUGUUUAAGGCUUCAGCAGCAGAGUCUUAAAUGGUGAAACAAGUGUGGAAUUUGCCUUAGAGAGCUUGACCCUCUGUUGUUAAAGUUAAGCAUCUCAUCUGUUCUUGAUCAUUGGAAGGGGCAUGAAGUCAACUGUUGUUUCUUCUUCUUCAAUAAAAGCUUUGCAAUAGCA